AAAAGCUUCAUCACAUUUUAGUUUUUAAGUUACUUUCAAUCUCAACUUAGUUUCGACAAAUUGUUGUUGUUUUCCAACACACACACACAUACGCAGAAGCAGAGACGCCAGAGUACCGGAAACGCAUUGAUGACGAGCGCACACGACGUCAUUUGGACAAUUGUGGGACGCUAGCGCCACCUGGCGGAUGUCAAUAAGGCCUACAAACGGCAGCCGCUCGCUUACGGCACCAGCGGGCCAACGCCAACAAAUUGCCCGAAGUCAACAGGAGCAACAGCCGGAGCAGCUGCUGGCUACGUCUCAGUCCUACUACAUAAUUGGGGAGCAUCGCUAUAGCUGGGAGCGCGCGCUUGGUUCCCAAAGUGGAGCCGGCGGCGCGCGUUUGCCUCCUCCGAUGUACAGUCACGAUCCGAGGAUCGGUCUCUUUGGAGCCGCAGCGCCGCAGCCACCGCCGCCUUCGUCCAACAAUCAGCCAAAUAAUCUGAAUAGCCCGUCCCAAUCUCACUAUUACCCAUCACCAGCAGCAUCACCACCGCAUUCGCGCAUUGUAGCCGGCUCAAAUAAUUUUAAUCAUCGCUCCCGCAAUACACGCAAUGCCCUGGGGCAGCAGCAGCAACAUCCACGCACUCAGCACCCAAAUGUACCCCUCAAUGUGGUGGCGCCACAGCAUCAGCAGCCGCAGCCGCAGCCGCUGCGUAACUCCACACGCAGUGCGGCUGGCAAUUCCACAUUUACACCAACGGGCAAUGUGCCGCCACACAGUGAACACUCCGUAAGGGCGACCUCAGCUGUGCAGCCAGUCGGAGCCGGUGUCAUACAAAUGCGUGAAAUUGGACGCAAGUAUCCAUUGUGGCUGCCCGAGUAUAAACGUCGCGCAUUCAAUGCCUCCAUGGAUGAGAAGUAUGUGGAUGACAUAUGGGCCACACUGAAAAAUGCUAUACAGGAGAUACAGAAGAAGAACAAUUCUGGCCUCUCCUUUGAGCAGCUGUAUCGCAAUGCGUACAAUAUGGUGCUGCACAAGCAUGGCAAUCGCCUGUAUCAUGGACUGAGCGAUGUCGUCUCGAAGCAUCUGGAGCAAAAGGUGCGGCAGGAGGUUCUCGAGCGUUUGCACAGCAAUUUUCUGCCAAAACUGAAUGAAGCCUGGACCGAUCAUCAGACCUCAAUGGUCAUGAUACGCGACAUACUCAUGUACAUGGAUCGUGUCUAUGUGCAGCAGCGCGGAUUGGAUAAUGUCUAUAAUUUGGGUCUUAAUUUAUUCAGGGAUCAGGUCGUUCGCUUUCCGGAAAUACAGAAAGCGCUACGAGAGAGGCUGCUGGGCAUGGUAAUGGAAGAGCGUCACGGCGAGCCGAUCAAUCAUUUGGCGAUCAAGAAUGCCUGCACGAUGCUCAUAACAUUGGGAAUCAAUUCGCGAACCGUUUACGAGGAGGACUUUGAGAAGCCUUUCCUGUCACAGUCGGCGGCCUUUUACAAAUUCGAAUCGCAGAACUUUCUUGCGGAGAACAACGCUGGCGUUUAUAUCAAGAAAGUUGAGGCGCGCAUCACUGAAGAAUCGUCACGUGCGGCUCUUUAUUUGGAUAAGGAUACGGAACCGCGCAUUGUGCGUGUCGUUGAGGAGGAGCUAAUUAAGAAACACAUGCGCACCAUUGUCGAAAUGGAAAAUUCGGGCGUGGUGCACAUGAUUAAGAACUCAAAAACCGAGGACUUAGCAUGCACAUAUAAAUUGUUCUCACGUUUAAAGGAGGAGGGCCUCAAAGUGAUAGCCGACACAAUGUCUGCGUAUCUGCGCGAACAGGGCAGCAUGCUGGUCAAAGAGGAGGAGAAUGGCAACACAAAUCCAAUUACAUUUGUGCAAAAUUUGCUCGAUCUCAAGGAUCGAUUCGAUCAAUUUCUGCUGCACUCAUUUAGCAAUGAUCGACUCUUCAAGAAUGUCAUCUCUGCUGACUUUGAGCAUUUUCUCAAUCUGAACAACAAAUCGCCCGAGUAUCUGUCGCUCUUCAUCGAUGAUAAACUGAAAAAGGGUGGCAAGGGCAUGAGUGAGCAAGAAAUUGAAACCAUUCUGGACAAAACGAUGGUUCUUUUCCGUUUCCUACUCGAAAAGGAUGUCUUCGAGCGCUAUUACAAGACGCAUUUGGCCAAACGUUUGCUGCUCAACAAAUCGGUCUCCGAUGACUUUGAGAAGAACAUGAUAUCCAAACUAAAGACUGAAUGUGGCUGUCAAUUUACAUCAAAGCUGGAGGGCAUGUUUAAGGAUAUGUCCGUGUCCAAUACGAUUAUGGACGAAUUUAAAAGUUAUGUAAAUAAUAACAGUUUUUCAUUGAGCGGCGUGGAGCUGACGGUGCGCAUACUGACCACCGGAUUUUGGCCCACACAGACGGCAACGCCCAAUUGCAACAUACCCGCAGCACCACGCGAGGCCUUUGAGGUGUUUAAGAAAUUCUACCUGGACAAGCACUCGGGUCGGCAGCUGACGUUACAGCCGCAGAUGGGCACUGCCUACAUAAACGCCGUUUUUUAUGGCCGCAAAGCGAACGACAGCGACAAGGACAAAGAUGGGCCAAGCUCAAGUUCAAGUGGCUGUGCUGUGCCUACCACAACGCGCAAGCAUAUAUUACAAGUGUCCACCUAUCAGAUGUGCGUAUUGUUGUUGUUUAACAAUCGGGAUGUGCUGACCUAUGAUGACAUACACCAAGAGACGGAUAUACCCGAGCGUGAGCUGGUGCGUGCGCUGCAAUCUUUGUCAAUGGGCAAGCCUGCACAGCGGUUGCUAGUGCGCAACUCAAAAACGAAAACAAAGGACAUUGAGCCCUCGGACGAGUUUUAUGUGAACGAUGCAUUUGUCUCAAAGUUCCACAGGGUAAAGAUUCAAACGGUCGCCGCCAAAGGCGAAUCGGAGCCGGAACGCAAGGAGACGCGCGGCAAAGUGGAUGAAGAUCGCAAGCACGAAAUCGAGGCGGCCAUUGUUCGCAUUAUGAAGGCGCGCAAACGCAUGGCGCACAAUCUGCUUGUCUCGGACGUAACGUCGCAGUUAAAGUCACGUUUCUUGCCCUCGCCCGUGUUCAUCAAGAAGCGCAUCGAAGGCCUUAUCGAGCGUGAAUAUCUGGCGCGAACGCCAGAGGAUCGUAAAGUGUACAUUUACUUGGCUUAAGGAGUGUCCGCGCGCAAAAGGCAUCCAACUCAUUCAAUCCGUUGGCACAUACUCAUCAUUUUGCAAUCGAAAGCUACUAAUCACGAGCAACUGCCCCAUCUCAUAUCCUCAAAUCCCUCCCCACCUCAUUUUCAACUUUUAUCAAUUCGCAAUUAAUCGGUAACACAACCAUCCACAACUUUAAUUAAGCGCCAAUGCAGUUACGAGCAUCCAAACUGGAAUCAUAUAUUUUGACCAAGAUGUUAAAUAGAAUUAUAUAACUCAAUAGACAAGUGCGAAAUUUGUAAGCCUGACAUUCAAAAUUGAACAGUUAUUGCUAAUCUUUAGAUGGUUAUGCAGCUCUCCUUCUUUCUCUCUCUCAUGCCAUUGCUAUCCAUAAUAUAAUUUCGACUAUUCUCUAAAUUCUUCGCAAUUUAUUUAACACAGUUUUUUAUAUUUCUUACCACACACAAGCACACCUUUUGAGGCACAAAACAUGCGCCACACACACAUUUACAAUAUAGCAACAGCAACAAAAUGUAUAGCAAUAAGCCACAUACACACAUUAUUACACACACACACACACACACACACACACAUGCACCAUGGAUGGAGAAGCGUAAGCGAAGCAAACGUAAGGAUAAAUGCAUAAUGCAAAAAUUAACUCUAAGCAGCAGUAUAAAUAUAGCUAAACUAAUAAAUUUCUAAAUGAAUAAUAAAUUUAGUGAGCGUUUCAUGUACAUUUUUACGUAACUCUCCCCUCUCCCAAAAAUAAAUACAAAAAAAAA
Molecule: messenger RNA, 3912 nt
Organism: Drosophila novamexicana
Lineage: Eukaryota; Metazoa; Arthropoda; Insecta; Diptera; Drosophilidae
Gene: Cul3
Product: cullin-3-A
Exons: 10
Coding region: 188-3145 (985 amino acids)
Biological process (GO): ubiquitin-dependent protein catabolic process; protein ubiquitination
Cellular component (GO): Cul3-RING ubiquitin ligase complex
Molecular function (GO): ubiquitin protein ligase binding
Source: RefSeq, a predicted model, not a curated record